Malassezia sympodialis ATCC 42132 is the source of this 2160-nucleotide messenger RNA. RefSeq names its product Protein O-mannosyltransferase-like protein (gene PMT4). Gene Ontology annotation, molecular function: dolichyl-phosphate-mannose-protein mannosyltransferase activity. The record is from RefSeq and is a predicted model, not a curated record. Bases 1 to 2160 code for a protein of 719 amino acids. The transcript has 2 exons. Gene Ontology annotation, cellular component: endoplasmic reticulum; membrane. Lineage: Eukaryota; Fungi; Basidiomycota; Malasseziomycetes; Malasseziales; Malasseziaceae. Gene Ontology annotation, biological process: protein O-linked glycosylation via mannose.
AUGGCUCGGCGGCGUUACAACCGUGUGCGCCUCUUCCAGAUUGGCGAGCCGUCGCAGGUGGUCUUUGAUGAGGUGCACUUUGGCAAAUUUGCCGCGUACUACGUGACGCGGCGCUACUUUUUCGAUGUGCACCCCCCGCUCGCGAAGCUGCUCGUCGCGUUUGCCGCAUGGCUCGCGGGCUUUGACGGCCAGUUCGAGUUCGAGGAGAUUGGCGACUCGUACGUUGAGCCGCGCGUGCCCUACCGCGAGAUCCGCGCGCUCUCUGCGGUGAUCGGAGCGCUGCAAGUCCCCCUCGUGUUCCAGAUUUUGCGCGAGACGGGCACGUCGUGGAUCGUGGCUGUCGGUAGUGCGAUGGCCAUCCUGGUCGACAAUGCGCAUGUGCUGCAGACGCGCCUCAUCUUGCUCGAUGCGCCGCUCGUUCUCUUUGUGCUAAUGAGCCUGUACUCGUACAUCCGCUUCUACCAGCAGAGGUACCGCCCAUUUACCGCCGUGUGGUGGGCGUGGCUCCUUGCGACGGGCGUCUCGCUCGCGCUGACCGUGUCGUGCAAGCUCGUUGGUGUGUUGACGUUUGCGACGAUUGGCUCCGCCGUGAUCGCUGAUCUGUGGGCGCUGCUAGACAUUCGGCGUGGGCUCACGCUGCGCGUGUUCGUGAAGCACGUGUGCGCACGCGCAUUGGGCCUGCUGAUCGUGCCGCUGUUCGUCUACCUGGGCUGCUUCUACGUGCACUUUUCCAUCCUCACGCGCACGGGCCCCGGCGACGUGUUCAUGUCGCCGCGCUUCCAGCAGAGCCUGCAGGGCAACGACCUCCUGCAGCACUCGAUGGAGCUCCAUGCCUUUGAUACCAUCACACUCAAGCACAAGAAGACGGGCGCGUACCUGCAUUCGCACCCCCACACCUACCCCCACAAGUACGACGACGGGCGCAUCUCGAGCCAGGGGCAGCAGGUUACGGCACACGAGCAGCCCGACUCGAACAGCCUGUGGAAGAUCAUGCCGCUGGACCCUGUCGACAACGAGAGUGGCCAAUUUAACAAGACGCGCAGGCGCAUCUACCAUGGCCAGAAGAUCCGCCUCCUGCACGUCAACACAGACUCGUACUUGCUCACGCACGACGUGGCGGCACCGCUGAUGCCGACGAACGAGGAGGUUACGACGAUCCCUGCGGGCGAUCUCGCGGAGGACGAGGCGAACACGGUGUUUGAGGUGCACAUCUUUGGCGGCGUCGCGAACAGCACGUACUGGAGCAGCCGGCGCACGCUCGUGCACCUGGUCCACAAGGAGACGCGCGUUGCGCUCUGGACGUACCAGGACGGCGUCCUGCCUGACUGGGCGUUCGCGCAGCUCGAGGUGAACGGCAACAAGAAUGCCAUGGACAAGACCGCGCUUUGGUUCGUGGACGACGUGCAUCCGGACCCCGACUCGCCCAUGUACGAGCUGCGCACGCGGCGCCCCGACCGCCCGCGCGAUCCCGAGCCGAUCAGCUUCAUGGACAAGUUUGUGGAGCUGCAGACGACGAUGCUCGACCAGAACAACCGCCUGACGAGCGAGCACCCGUACGCGAGCCGCCCACAGUCCUGGCCGCUCGUGUCGGAUGGCGUGGCGUACUGGUCGAGCAAUCCGGAGCAGAAGCAGAUCGUCUUUCUGCCGAACCUCGUCAGCUGGUGGGGCGCCGUGCUGGGCCUCCUGGUGUUUGGCGCCAUCUACACGAUGGACCUGCUCUUCCGCCGCCGCGGCGUGUACUGCAUCCCAUCGGUCGUGCGCCAGCGGAGCCUCCGCACGACGGGCUUCUUUGUCAUGGCGUGGGCGUGGCACUACCUGCCCUUCUUCCUCAUGCAGCGCCAGCUCUUCCUCCACCACUACUUGCCCGCGCACGUGUGCAGUGUGCUCGCGAUGGGCAGUGUGCUGGACGAGCUGACAAGCGCGGCGAUGGACCUGCCGCUCAGCCCGCCCGGGCCCCUACUGGCACCUGGCCGCCUGCGCCCGCACAUGCGCCGCCGUCCCGUGCUCGCGACGUACGUGGCGGGCACCCUGCUCACGCUGGCGCUCCUCGGCAUGUUUGUCUUUAUGGCGCCGCUCACGUACGGUCACGUGGGCCUCGACGCCGACGCGAUCCGUGCGCGCCAGUGGCGCCCGACGUGGCGGAUGCAGUUCCUCAAGUAG